Messenger RNA from Linum tenue, 1202 nucleotides. NCBI's taxonomy places the organism in Eukaryota, Viridiplantae, Streptophyta, Magnoliopsida, Malpighiales, Linaceae. The record is from the annotation of a GenBank genome assembly.
CCAAAUCCCAAACACAGACAAGACAGCAGAGGGGAAAAGAGAGAAGAGUGAGUGAGAGAGAGAGAGAGAGAGAGAGAGAGAGAGAGGGAGAGCGAUAGAAUGGAAGUAGAAGGAAAGACGACGCCGUCGAGGUUCAAAAGGAUAUGCGUCUUCUGUGGCAGCAGCUCAGGGAAGAAAGCCACCUACCAGGAAGCUGCGGUUGAGUUAGGCCAGGAACUGGUGGAGAGAAGGAUUGAUUUGGUGUAUGGAGGUGGAAGCGUGGGACUGAUGGGCCUUGUUUCUCAGGCUGUUCAUGAUGGUGGGCGCCAUGUUCUAGGUUUAAUGAAAAAAUUGGGUUUUGGGUUGCAGAUAACGGGGCAGUCGGUUGGAGAGGUUAGAGCUGUAUCAGAUAUGCACCAAAGGAAAGCCGAAAUGGCACGCCAAGCCGACGCCUUCAUCGCCUUGCCAGGAGGCUACGGAACCCUGGAGGAACUGCUUGAGGUCAUUACGUGGGCUCAGCUUGGCAUCCAUCGCAAGCCCGUGGGGUUGUUGAACGUGGAUGGAUACUAUAAUUCAUUAUUGAGUUUCAUCGAUAAAGCUGUGGAUGAAGGGUUCAUCUCGCCGAUGGCACGUCGCAUUAUCGUGUCCGCGCCAACUGCCAAAGAAUUAGUCAGGCAACUUGAGGAAUAUGAACCCGAGUAUGAUGAAGUAACAGCCAAGCUGGUGUGGGAGGAGGUGGACCGAAGAAACUACGUGGCCGAACCAGGCGUCGCCACGUGAUGAUAAUGGCGCCGGAGGGAAUCGGAGGUCGGUCUGGCGUUUUGAUUAGCGGAGGGGGUGUUUUUUGGGGCCGGCGGCCGGGUGGCGAAUUUGAUUACUGCUCAGUACAUAUUUUGCUCUUCACAGGUGCAGGUUUGGGAUUUGCCACAGAGGAAGGAAGGAAGGUUGGGUUGGUAGGGAGGUUUGAAUUUGAUUGAUUAAUCUGCUUUUGGGGGUCAGCAAUGUAGUGGUGGGGUGAAUUAAUUAGUCUAUGAUAUUGUUAGCGGAAAGGGAGGAUGGGAAAGAAAGAGGGGAAGAGUUGGGGGACUGGAAUCGGAAUGGGAAUGGGAAUCUGUUUGUCCCUUUUUGUAAGGAAUUGAAAAGUGAAGUGAUGAUAAUGGAUGUCGACUAAAAGUUGGGAAGCUUCCUUUCCUUCUUUCUUUCUUAAUUAUGUUUGUUUGCUG